AUGCCGUUGGUAAAGCGCCGUAUAGAGCCCAGACACCUGUGUCGAGGUGCGGUACCUGAUGAGGUCACCAGUGAACUGGAGUGUGUUACCAACAGCACUCUCGCUGCCAUCAUCAAACAGCUGGGCAGUCUAAGUAAGUACUGUGUUUCAGGGUCGAGUUUCCCUUAGGUACAGAUCUAGGAUCAGAUCCCCUCCACAAAUCCUAACAUUAACUUUAAAUGGAGAAAAUGCAAAAAUUGACCCAAGAUCAGCGUCUAGGUGCAACUUCACUAUACACCAGUGGCAGACGGUGCAGUUUUAUUUUUAAUGAGCAUGGCCUUAUUUCUAUUACAGCAUAUUGGAUGACUGUCAUUCAUAUUCCAUUCACCCAGAUCAAUGUAACAUCGAUAGGUUUAGGCUACUACAUGAUACUCAAAUUUUCCCUGUAACCAUCAUGAGGUUGCUACAACCUAGCCUAUGAAUGAAAGUUUAUAACGUAGGUACACAGGUUGAGAGAUACAUUUGAGGGAUCAAGGUGACAGACAGUGACACAUUCAAUACCGCCUUGCACACUCUUGCCUGCAUCUAGCUGGUCUAGCUGGGUGUAAUCAUUAGUUCAACAGCGCAAACAAGAGUUUUCUAUUGGAAGAAUUCAGGUAGGUUUAUUUCCGUUUGCUUCCAUUUAAGAAACGUUUUUUAAACAGGAUUGGCGGAAUGAAUACACCCCUGAUCACGCGCACACACAGUUCACUUUCAUAGCAGCCACGUAUAAAGAUCAUCUUUUUUUUUUUAGGGGGUAGAUCAGCUUUAAUAGUGCAGAUAGGCUGUAGAUUCCAUCAAUGUAAUUGUCUGCAUAAUUUCCAAUCUCCCAUAUAUUGUUUUGUAAAUAUAUACAGUACCAGUCAAAAGUUUAGACACCUACUCAUUCAAGGGUUUUUCAUUAUUUAGAAAAAAAUUACAUUGUAGAAUAAUAGUGAAGACAUCAAAACUAUGAAAUAACACAUAUGGAAUCAUGCAAUCUCUUGGCAUUAUCUCAACCAGCUUCAUGAGGUAGUCACCUGGAAUGCAUUUCAAUUAACAGGUGUGCCUUCUUAAUUAUUCUUAAAAUUAAUUUGUGGAAUUUCUUUCCUUCUUAAUGCGCUUGAGCCAAUCAGUUGUGUUGUGACAAGGUAAGGGGGGUAUACAAAAUAUAGCCCUAUUUGGUAAAAGACCAAGUCCAUAUUAUGGCAAGAACAGCUCAAAUAAGCAAAGAGAAACGACAGUCCAUCAUUACUUUAAGACAUGAAGAUCAGUCAAUACGGAAAGUUUCUUCAAGUGCAGUCGCAAAAACUAUCAAGCGCUAUGAUGAAAUGUGCUCUCAUGAGGACCGCCACAGGAAUGGAAGACCCAGAUUUACCUCUGCUGCAGAGGAUAAGUUCUUUAGAGUUACCAGCCUCAGAAAUUGCAGCCCAAAUAAAUGCUUCACAGAGUUCAAGUCACAGACACAUCUCAACAUCAACUGUUCAGAGGGGACUGUGUGAAUCAGGCCUUCAUGGUCCAAUUGCUGCAAAGAAACCAUUACUAAAGGACACAAGAAGAAGAGACCUGCUUGUCCUUUGGUCUGGAGUCCAAAUUUGAGAUUUUUGGUUCCAACCGCCGUGUCUUUGUGAGACGCGGUGUGGGUGAACGGAUGAUCUCCGCAUGUGUAUUUCCCACCGUAAAGCAUGGAGGAGGAGGUGUGAUGGUGUGGGGGUGCUUUGCUGGUGACACUGUCUGUGAGUUAUUUAGAAUUCAAGGCACACUUAACCAGCAUGGCUACCACAGCAUUCUCCAGUGAUACGCCAUCCCAUCUGGUUUGGGCUUAGUGGGACUAUCAUUUGUUUUUCAACAGGACAAUGACCCAACACACCUCCAGGCUGUGUAAGGGCUAUUUUACAAAGAAGGAGAGUGAUGGAGUGCUGCAUCAGAUGACCUGGCCUCCACAAUCCGACCUCAACCCAAUUGAGAUGGUUUGGGAUGAGUUUGAUGGCAGAGUGAAGGAAAAGCAUCCAACAAGCUCAGCAUAUGUGGGAACUCCUUCAAGACUAUUGGAAACGUGUGCAAAGCUGUCAUCAAGGCAAAGGGUGGAUAUUUGAAGAUUCUCAAAUAUAAAAUAUAUUUUGAACACUUUUUUGUUUACUACAUGAUUCCAAAUGUGUUAUUUCAUAGUUUGAUGUCUUCACUAUUAUUCUACAAUGUAGAACAUUUUAAAAAUAAAGAAAAACCCUGGAAUGAGUAGGUGUGUCCAAACUUUUGACUGGUACUGUCUACAUAUACAUAUCCUUUUAAAAUAUAUUUUCCUUUAUUAUUUUCCCCUAGCCCCACCACCCCUCCUAAUUGGAGUAAACUAAUGGACAACAACAUAUAGGCUUUUACUUCCAUAUAUAUUCUAUAUAUAUCAUAUAUAUAUAUCAUAUAUAGCUAUAUACAUUCUACCAUCAACCCCUCCCAUCCAUCUCCGAAGCCCAUCCAGCUUGAUUUCUACUUUGCCAUAUAUUUUUAACUGUGCUGUUUCACAAAAGUUCCGAACCCAUAUACAUUUUACGGACACAGCAUAUUUUACAUUAGUUAUCUUGUUGAUUUUUAAUCCCACCAUUCAGCUCCACUCAACCCCUCCCAUCUAUCCCCCAACACCAUACAUUUUGUAUUUAUAUUUGCCAUAUAUUUUUCAAAUGUGCUGUGAUGUUUCACAAAAGUUCUGAACCUUCCUAUUCUCAUAGUUUCUACAGAUUGUAAAUUAAAGAUACAGAUUUUUGCUAAAAGUAUUAUAAUAUUGUUGAUCGAUUGACUAUGUAGUUCUAUCUGCAGAGUUAGCUCCAGGUAAAUGUUGCACUUUUUCAACCAUUCCUGGACCUGCGACCAAAAUCAAGCUACAUAUGGACCGUACCAAAACAAAUGAUCUAAUGAUUCUGUCUCUUCGCAGCAAAAUCUGCAGAGCUGGGAUGGUUGUAUCCCCCAUAUACAGUGGGGAAAAAAAGUAUUUAGUCAGCCACCAAUUGUGCAAGUUCUCCCACUUAAAAAGAUGAGAGAGGCCUGUAAUUUUCAUCAUAGGUACACGUCAACUAUGACAGACAAAAUGAGAAAAAAAAUCCAGAAAAUCACAUUGUAGGAUUUUUAAUGAAUUUAUUUGCAAAUUAUGGUGGAAAAUAAGUAUUUGGUCAAUAACAAAAGUUUCUAAAUACUUUGUUAUAUACCCUUUGUUGGCAAUGACACAGGUCAAACGUUUUCUGUAAGUCUUCACAAGGUUUUCACACACUGUUGCUGGUAUUUUGGCCCAUUCCUCCAUGCAGAUCUCCUCUAGAGCAGUGAUGUUUUGGGGCUGUCGCUGGGCAACACGGACUUUCAACUCCCUCCAAAGAUUUUCUAUGGGGUUGAGAUCUGGAGACUGGCUAGGCCACUCCAGGACCUUGAAAUGCUUCUUACGAAGCCACUCCUUCGUUGCCCGGGCGGUGUGUUUGGGAUCAUUGUCAUGCUGAAAGACCCAGCAACGUUUCAUCUUCAAUGCCCUUGCUGAUGGAAGGAGGUUUUUCACUCAAAAUCUCACGAUACAUGGCCCCAUUCAUUCUUUCCUUUACACGGAUAAGUCGUCCUGGUCCCUUUGCAGAAAAACAGCCCCAAAGCAUGAUGUUUCCCACCCCCAUGCUUCACAGUAGGUAUGGUGUUCUUUGGAUGCAACUCAGCAUUCUUUGUCCUCCAAACACGACGAGUUGAGUUUUUACCAAAAAGUUCUAUUUUGGUUUCAUCUGACCAUAUGACAUUCUCCCAAUCCUCUUCUGGAUCAUCCAAACGCACUCUAGCAAACUUCAGACGAGCCUGGACAUGUACUGGCUUAAGCAGGGGGACACAUCUGGCACUGCAGGAUUUGAGUCCCUGGCGGCGUAGUGUGUUACUGAUGGUAGGCUUUGUUACUUUGGUCCCAGCUCUCUGCAGGUCAUUCACUAGGUCCCCCCGUGUGGUUCUGGGAUUUUUGCUCACCGUUCUUGUGAUCAUUUUGACCCCACGGGGUGAGAUCUUGCGUGGAGCCACAGAUCGAGGGAGAUUAUCAGUGGUCUUGUAUGUCUUCCAUUUCCUAAUAAUUGCUCCCACAGUUGAUUUCUUCCAACCAAGCUGCUUACCUAUUGCAGAUUCAGUCUUCCCAGCCUGGUGCAGGUCUACAAUGUUGUUUCUGGUGUCCUUUGACAGCUCUUUGGUCUUGGCCAUAGUGGAGUUUGGAGUGUGACUGUUUGAGGUUGUGGACAGGUGUCUUUUAUACUGAUAACAAGUUCAAACAGGUGCCAUUAAUACAGGUAACGAGUGGAGGACAGAGGAGCCUCUUAAAGAAGAAGUUACAGGUCUGUGAGAGCCAGAAAUCUUGCUUGUUUGUAGGUGACCAAAUACUUAUUUUCCACCAUAAUUUCCAAAUAAAUUCAUAAAAAAUCCUACAAUGUGAUUUUCUGAAAAGAAAAAUCUCAAUUUGUCUGUCAUAGUUGACGUGUACCUAUGAUGAAAAUUACAGGCCUCUCUCAUCUUUUUAAGUGGGAGAACUUGCACAAUUGGUGGCUGACUAAAUACUUUUCCCCCCCACUGUAUAUAACAUUAUAUUGGUUGCAAGAAGUUUGUAUAAUAAUUUAAAUUGAAAAAGUUUUGAAUCCAGCGCUGUUUUGCGUAUCAGUUCAUAAACCAUGUGCCAUGGAAUCGGUACAUCGAAAAUCUCUUAUCAACUAUUUGCAAUCUAUAUGGCACAGCUGUACAUUUUUUGGUCCUUAAAUGAAACUGGUAUACUUUUUUAUUUAUCGCAAUUUUCUUUAACCAAUUUUGGUCUUUAAUGCAGGGCCAACAGACAAGUUCCCUCUUCCAUUUUUGCGGUAAUGCUGCAAUUAGUUGGUUGUAAUUUUGGGUAGAGCAGACAUUUCCAUAUAUUUGUGUUAGCUGCAUGUAUGUCAUAACUCCACCAGUCAUAUUUAUGAUAUAAUUUACAAAGAUUAUACCUGUUUAAAUUUUUGGGGUGAAAAAUAUAGUUUUUUUCAAUCAAUUAGGGUAUUUGAGUUUAACCACAAUAUUCAUUGUAUUAUUUGUAUUUUCUGGUGGAUUAAACUGAAAUUGAAACCAACUUUCUAUGGCUUGUUUUAAAAAUAGCGAUAUUUUGGAGAUUAUUUCAUUUUCAAAUAACCGAAAGUCAAUCAAUCAAUCAAAUUGUAUUUAUAAAGCCGUUUUUACAUCAGCAGAUGUCACAAAGUGCUAUACAGAAACCCAGCCUAUAACCCCAAACAGCAAUGCAGAUGUAGAAGCGCGUGAGAAAGUGAGAGGUUGUAAUCUGAAUAAAGGGAGAAAGCCCAUUCUUGAACAUGGCAUCAACACUGUUCAUUGUAUAAUUCCUUGUAUAAUUGUAUAAUUCCUUGUAUAAUUCCUUUUUGCAUCUCCUCCUUUAAUUUUUUCCCUUCGCUUGUGGACUUCAGUGCAGAACGCAACAGCUGUCUGUGACCAGGCCAAAAAAAACUUUCCAAGCCAAACCUUCAUAGCAUAACCGCUAACCGCUACACACAGCCUACAUUGUUGUCACCAUAUUAGCUAACGUCAUAGUCAACAUAACUACUAAAACUAACGCAUUCGUAAACCCGCUACAAUCACGCAAUACAGUGUACAGUCAGCAGUUUAGCAGAUUAGCAGUUACACCGGCGGGCCCCGGUGGCAAUAAAUUAAUAAAACCGAAAGCUGACCUUGACGUGGAAGAGUACCAGUGUUGGAUAGCCUUAGCCUUAGCCAGCUAGCUAACAUAGUUAGCAUUCCUCUCUGUUUGAGUAAGCUAAGUUAAAGUGAAAAAAAUACACCUAAAUAUAGCUAGCUCUCUCUGUCUAUCUCUCUCUGCUGCUUCUCCUUAAUUUUUUAAGAAAUUAAUUUGUUUAAAACUGUUCAACUAUUCUCUUUCUCUCUCUUUGAGUCAACUACUCACCACAUUGUAUGCACUGCAGUGCUAGCUAGCUGUAGCUUAUGCUUUCAGAACUAGAUUCAUUCUCUGAUCCUUUGGUUGGGUGGACAACAUGUCAGUUCAUGCUGCUAGAGCUCUGAUAGGUUGGAGGACGUCCUCCGGAAGUUGUCAUAAUUACUGUGUAGGUCUAUGGAAGGGGUGAGAACCAAGAGCCUCCUAGAUUUUGUAUUGAAGGCAAUGUACCCAGAGGAGGACGGAAGCUAGCUGUCCUCCGGCUAAACCAUGGUGCUACCCUACAGAGUGCUGCUGUUAAGGCUACUGCAGACUUUCAUUGCAAAACACUGUGUUUUAAUCAGUUACUUGGUGACAUGUGAAUAUAUUUAGUAUAGUUUCAUCAUUUUGUUAAAACUUUUUAAACGUUUCACUAUUUGAAAAUUCACUGACUAGGAUGGUCCCCCCAUUCCUCCUCUGAGGAGCCUGUUCUACACCGUGUGUGUUGGGGUAGGACGGGGGUCUGUGUGUGUCUGUCUGUCUGCCUGCCUGCCUGCUUGCCUGUCUGCCUGCCUGCCUGUCUGUCUGUCUGUCUGUCUGUCUGUCUGUCUGUCUGUCUGUGUGUCUGCCUGUCCGUUUGCCUGUCUCUCUCUGUCUGUCUGUCUCUCUCUCUCUCUCUGUCUGUCUCUCUCUCUCUCUCUCUCUCUCUCUCUCUCUCUCUCUCUCUCUCUCUCUCUCUCUCUCUCUAUCUCUCUCUGUAUAUGUGUGAAGCAGACAAACAGGACAGGAGGACAUUUUUUAACAUGUAAGGCCAUGCUCACAUGCUCCUAAUGUAAAUCCCUCCUUCUCCUGGGUGGUGUGGUCUGUGCCUGCUAGGUGAUCCUGUAGGCUGAUCAGGUCUGCUGUAGAGGUUGAGAUAGAUUAGUGUGAGGCUGGGAAUAGAAUAAGUUGACCCUCUGACCCCAGACACCUGAAGGUAAUACUAAUCAUGUUGCUCUAUAGCUCCUAUUGGAUAGAUGAGUCGAGUUGUGUGGAAAAUGUAUUAAAUUAGCAAAAAGGGCUUCCUCCACAAGAGAGUCAUCUUACUUUAUUGAGUCCAUUGUAAUAACCAAGCCUAGCUGCAGAGUAAAGAUAGUCACUACAAAAGCAGAGUGGUUGCUAAUGCAAACUCUCAAGUGUAGCAGCCAUUGGAGUAAGUACACAUUGUUAUUGUGGUUUGUGGUCUAAUGGUUCUCCUUUGGGGAUAUUCUAGAAUAUUCUAGAAGCUUCUAGAAUGUUCUAGAAGCUUCUCGACAUUUUAAGACACAUACCUCUUCACCUGUAGGUGUUAUUGUGUUCCAUAUAGGGAUUGCACUUAGAUUGAACGUCAGUAGAAAAUGAAGUGCAUGAUUAAUAUGUGGUGUGUCUAUAUGCAAUCAGAACUAUACCAGGGAGUCGUCGGUCGUUAUAUCUAGUCAAUAACAGUAACGUCACAAAAACAUCACCUUGCAAUGUUACAGGAGGUGCUGUUGUUUUGAUAUACAGUAUAUUGUAAUAUAUUCCACUGGGGAUAUGCAGGGUCCCUGGACAAUUAGAUGUGGAGACACACACACACACACACACACACACACACACACACACACUCGCACUCUGGAGCGGGCAGACUAUAAUGUAUUGUUCUCCGCUGGAUGUCAGACAGCAGCUCUGCAGGAGGCACAGCACCCUGCAGAGAGACGAUACAGAAUCCCAGCCCAUUGAUUAAGCUCUGUGUUAUCGCCUGUGUGUGUGUGUGUGUGUGUGUGUGUGUGUGGUGUGUCCCCUGCAGGCCGUCAUGCGGAGGACAUCUUUGGGGAGCUGUUCAACGAAGCCAACAGCUUCUACAUGAGAAUGAACAACCUACAGGAGAGAGUAGACCUACUGGCUGUCAAAGUCACACAGCUAGACUCUACCGUGGAAGAAGGUGUGUGGGGGGAUCGGGGGCUCUGCAGUGCAGGUUUGGUUGAAUGCAGUUCUCUGUCUUUACAGUGGGUUCUGCAGUGGAGCUUCACUGA
This is a messenger RNA of Coregonus sp. 'balchen', 7923 nucleotides long. NCBI's taxonomy places the organism in Eukaryota, Metazoa, Chordata, Actinopteri, Salmoniformes, Salmonidae. The record is from the annotation of a GenBank genome assembly.